This is a messenger RNA of Orbicella faveolata, 2236 nucleotides long. RefSeq lists its product as uncharacterized. Gene Ontology annotation, molecular function: DNA-binding transcription factor activity, RNA polymerase II-specific; sequence-specific DNA binding. Gene Ontology annotation, cellular component: nucleus. NCBI's taxonomy places the organism in Eukaryota, Metazoa, Cnidaria, Anthozoa, Scleractinia, Merulinidae. The record is from RefSeq and is a predicted model, not a curated record. Gene Ontology annotation, biological process: cell differentiation; regulation of transcription by RNA polymerase II.
CAAACCUGUUUGGUUUGCUGCAGAGUGUGCAAGAGUCGACAAGGAAGAAGGAAAGAGAUAACUUAGCUGAGGCAAGUUCUUCGAUGGCUAAAAUGGCAACAUAUCCUCCUUUAACUCCGCCGUGCGAUUUACCGGUCUGGCUUCUUCCAAAUAACAUCUUUCCCGAUGAAAUGGAAACAACAAAUUUAUUAGAGCAAUACUUUUUCUAUGACGAUACUAUGCCCGAUUUCUCGGCUAUAGCUGACAUUCCGAUGACAAAUGAUGUUGAACGAUUCAACGAGCUCACAGAUCUUAACGCAAUAGAACCCAGUCCCUUACAGACGCCGCCGACCCCAGAGCCUGAGCCGAGUCCGACACCAAAACCAGAAGUGAUCGAAACCAGGAUCAAACAAGAAAUUAGCAACGAUGUUGUUGAAUUUGGCAUUGAAGAAGAUGAGAAGCUGACAUACGAAGGGAACGAAUUGGCAAGGCCUGAAGAAAUGCCACAACAACAACAGCAACAACAACAACAGCAGCAGCAGCAACAAUUCCAAGAAAACGAGACGAAGAUGGAAAACGACAAAAAUAACCAAUUAGAAUCUCAUGCGAAAGAAGAUGAAGCAUUGAAACAGGCUGAGGAACGCCGCACUCGUCGCUGCCAUUCUCGCUAUGCAUUCCGCCCUACCUUGGGAUCAUCAGCAAAGCCGUGCAGGCCAACAGUGAGGAAACAAGUUGUGCUUUGGAAAUUCCUCGAGGAGCUUCUCGAUACAAACGAAAACAACUGUGUUAGCUGGGUUUCAAGAGAGGAAGGGACUUUUAGAUUCGUCGACUCCAAGCUUGCAGCCAAACUGUGGGGACAGCGGAAAAACAAACGAAACAUGACUUACGAGAAGUUGAGUCGGGCGCUGCGUUAUUACUACGACCGUCAAAUUAUGUUCCACGAGGAAGGACAGAAGCUUAUCUACAGGUUUGGAGACAUUGUGAUGAAGAAUAGAAAACCAAGCGCUGUUGAAGCUUCUUAGGGAGAUAUGAACAUGAAAAUGCUAGGCUAUCGACAACGAGGAACUUUAAUAUCGGCUUUGCGAGCUGUUUCUUGAUCAGACGUGAAACUGAAUCAGUGAUUUACCGUUGAUUUGUUUGGCAUAUAAUUAGCUGAUUGAAAGGAGUAUGGAAGCUACUGUUCUCAGUAUGUUAUGUUCACAUUCAGAUUCUUUACAUUGCUGGGGAUCAAACGUGAAAGUAUCGAAUUUAAUGAAAACGAAUGAAUAUAUACUUACAAACUUACAAUUUCUGUGAAAACCACUUUUUUAUUUCCUAUUUUGAUUGAAUGAAAUUGAAUCAAUCUCUCAAUUAAUAAAAUACGAUUUUAAAAUUUCUACAUACAUGAAACCGUGACUUAAUUUGUAAAAAUAAAUAUGUUAGUCCGUCAACUUUGAACUGUCUCGAUCUGUAAAAAAAAAAAAGAAGAAAGUUUUUAAUAUCAUUUUAAAGCUUAGAUGUUAGAAUGUUCCUGGCGACGAAACUUAAUUAAUUAGAGAAAAAAAAUAUAAAGUACUUUAAUGUAAAUUGUUUUUAAUUAAUUUUAUACUGAAUAAAUGAAUCCAGACCUUCAAAAUUGUUCAUGAUCUGUAAGAAUUUUUUUAAGAAAAUAUAAAUAACAGUGUAUCGUUUUAGUCCCCUUAUUUUAAUCUGGAUUUUAAGGUAUAUAAGGCAUUUUAUUUCCCAGAGAGCGGUUUUCAUUUGAGUGUCAGAAAGAAAUUGGUUUCGCAUCAACUGCGCUUUCCGACUGACUUAAAAAAUUGGCGCCAGUUUUUCAUCCAAUCAGAAGUAAAACCAAAACCAAUGGUAACUUACGCGCGCACGUUUUCCCGCGCUUUCCGUCAGCUGCACGUAGUUACUCAGUCGAGUUUUGAUUGGUUUACCGUAUUGUCGGUGUCUUUUGUGAUUGGGUAGAGUGAUUACUUUGGUUUUAGUUUCAAGACACUCAUUUGAAAACCGCUCAAACAGAUACUAUUCUGUGCAGAUUUGACUGCAGUGCAGUUGUAUCGUUAAUCGUUGUCCUGUAUCAACUUGGCACGCAGGACGUGUUUGAAUGGUUGGUUCAUUGAUUGACUGUUUGAAUGACUGACUGGUUAAUUGAUUGAUUAAAUGAUUGACUCACAGACUGAUUGACUGGCUUUUAAUUUCUUUUAACUUUCUGUAGUUUUAAUAGCAAUUGUAUUAAGUCAGUUCAGCAAUGAAUGUUCUAACAAAUCAA